UUAUACCGGGGCCUGGCUUUAGCAACUAGCUGACACGCAUGUGGCCACUGCACAGUCACACUUUGUUCAUCUUACUUUCAGAUAUCUCUUAAAAAAAGCUUUGAUUUUUGCAAUUUGGUGAAGUGGGGGUAUCCAGUAAAAGAAAGCAAGCAGGGAGGUGAUAUAGAUGGGAAGGAUAUUUGUGGUGGAGCUGGAGGGAAGGUCAUACAGAUGCAAAUUCUGCAAGACCCACUUGGCUCUUGCUGAAGAUCUUGUCUCUCGAGCUUUUCAUUGCCGACGGGGAAAAGCAUACCUCUUCAAUAAUGCGGUGAACCUCAUAGUUGGAGCAUUAGAGGAGAGGCUGAUGCUUUCUGGUUUGCAUACUGUGGCAGACAUAUUUUGUUGCUGUUGUGGACAGAUUGUCGGCUGGAAAUAUGAGUCUGCACAUGAGAGAGGUCAGAAGUAUAAGGAAGGGAAGUUUGUUCUUGAAAGAGGGAGGAUCGUUGAUGAAGUUGACUUUGCUACUGAAUUCUAUAUUGAUACCCGCCCUAGCAUGAGUGACGCUGAAGAUGCUUAGGAUCCAACUUCAUUUCUUUAAAUAGUUCUACUAGACAUUUAGACUAUUCAGAAGAGAUUUAUUGCUCAUGUAUAUAACUCAAUAAAUUUUAACUGUGAUUGUUGCUAUCCUUUUGGGAAUUUUCUUUUA
Messenger RNA from Quercus robur (English oak), 685 nucleotides. Its product is annotated as protein yippee-like At5g53940. The coding region runs from base 167 to 556 and encodes 129 amino acids. The record is from RefSeq and is a predicted model, not a curated record. NCBI's taxonomy places the organism in Eukaryota, Viridiplantae, Streptophyta, Magnoliopsida, Fagales, Fagaceae. The transcript has 5 exons. Gene Ontology annotation, cellular component: ubiquitin ligase complex.